This is a messenger RNA of Ipomoea triloba (trilobed morning glory), 1349 nucleotides long. RefSeq names its product transcription factor MYB44-like. Gene Ontology annotation, cellular component: nucleus. The record is from RefSeq and is a predicted model, not a curated record. Bases 128 to 997 code for a protein of 289 amino acids. Lineage: Eukaryota; Viridiplantae; Streptophyta; Magnoliopsida; Solanales; Convolvulaceae. The transcript has a single exon. Gene Ontology annotation, molecular function: DNA-binding transcription factor activity, RNA polymerase II-specific; RNA polymerase II cis-regulatory region sequence-specific DNA binding. Gene Ontology annotation, biological process: regulation of DNA-templated transcription.
CAAUGCCAACUCCACUCGUAACUGUCAACCGGCCGCCGUUCUUCUCUUCCCCUUCUUAUAUCAUCUCCUCUCUUCUCAGACGCUUCACCGCAUAAUUAAUUUUAUCGGUUUCGAGCUUUUUUCGUUUAUGGAGGCGGCGGAUAGGAUUAAGGGGCCGUGGAGUCCGGAGGAGGAUGAGAUGUUGGAGAGAUUGGUGGAGAAAUAUGGGGCGAGGAAUUGGUCGCUGAUUGGGAAUUCGAUCCCCGGACGGUCGGGGAAGUCGUGCCGGCUCCGGUGGUGUAAUCAGCUUUCGCCGGAGGUGGAGCACCGGCCGUUUACGGCGGAGGAGGAUGAGACGAUUAUUAGGGCGCAUGCGAAGUUUGGGAAUAAGUGGGCGACUAUAGCGAGGUUGCUUAGUGGGCGGACGGAUAAUGCGAUUAAGAAUCAUUGGAAUUCUACUCUGAAACGGAAGUGCGGUUCUUCGUCGGCGGAUUUGAGCUUUAAUCCGCCGCUCAAGAGAUCUUUCAGCGCCGGCACUCCUUCCGACUCCGAUUUUAGCGAUAUUUAUAAAUCCAUCGCCACAACCACCGGAAACGGGAAGCUCCCGCUGCCGCUGCCGCUCCCUUCGGUUUUUCCGGUGAUGGAAACGCCGUCGUUUUCCGCCGCCGAUCCGGUUACCUCUCUGAGUCUCUCUUUGCCCGGAUCCAAUGAAGCUCCGCCGUUGAUAAACCGGCGAAAUCAUCUCGUCCCUAUUCCCCAGCUUCCCCCGAUGUCUCCACCUGCAAAAGUUUAUUUACCGCCUCAGAGCUUCCAGUUUGCCGCUCCGCCGCCGCCGCAGGCGGCGGAGAAGCCUUUCUUCAGCCCGGAGUUCUUGGCGGAGCUGCAGGAGAUGAUAAGGAAAGAAGUGAGGAACUACAUGGCCGGGGUUGAACACAACGGCGGCCUCUGUACGCAGGCGGAAGCAAUUCAAAAUGCUGCGGCGGCGGCGGCGAUCGGAAUUUGGCAUCGGCAAGAUUGAAUUGACACUCUCGGAUCAGUUUCACCUUUGUCUGUAGAAUUUUCGCCGGAUAAUUUUGCAGAAAUAUACAGACUAUAGAGAGAAGAGAGAAGAAAAUCAGUCCAAAAAAAAGGAGAAAAAAUUUACUAAUUUCUAUAAUGAAUUCCGGGCAGUGAAAAUCAUGUUUUUAGGGAGGUUCUACAAGUAGCAGUUCAGUUAUGACAGUUAAAUGAGAAGGGUUUGUAACGUAGAAUUCAUAAAAAUAGGUAAUGUUUUUUUACUAUUAUUUUACUAUAACAAACACUUUAUGGUUGAUGGAAUUGUGUCUCAAGAGAGAACUGAAUGAAUUGUUGGAGAAGAUGUUUGGGGGCUA